CACGAGCGCCAGAGCUCCGCACCGCCCGCGCCGCCUCCCCCACGUCCCUGCCCCUACGCGGCGCGUCACUUCCGCCACCCCCAGGCCGGGGCUGGGGCGGGGAACGCGGGGGAGGGGGCCGGAGCCGAGGGAAGCCCGCCCGCGCCCGCGCCCGAGCAGGGACUACAUUUCCCGAGGGGCCUCGGCGGCGGCGGCGGCGGCGGGCGCGGCAACGUCCCCCGGAAGUGGAGCCCGGGACUUCCACUCGUGCGUGAGGCGAGCGGAGCCGGAGACAAGACCAGAGGCCGUACUCGGGAUUUGACAAGAUGGCCGGGCUGCCCCGCAGGAUUAUCAAGGAAACCCAGCGUUUGCUGGCAGAACCAGUUCCCGGCAUUAAAGCAGAACCAGAUGAGAGCAACGCUCGUUAUUUUCAUGUGGUCAUAGCUGGCCCCCAGGAUUCCCCCUUUGAGGGAGGGACUUUUAAACUUGAACUAUUCCUUCCAGAAGAAUACCCAAUGGCAGCCCCUAAAGUCCGUUUCAUGACCAAAAUUUAUCAUCCUAAUGUAGAAUUGGGAAGAAUAUGUUUAGAUAUUUUGAAAGAUAAGUGGUCCCCAGCACUGCAGAUCCGCACAGUUCUGCUAUCGAUCCAGGCUUUGUUAAGCGCUCCCAAUCCAGAUGAUCCAUUAGCAAAUGAUGUAGCGGAGCAGUGGAAGACCAACGAAGCCCAAGCCAUAGAAACAGCUAGAGCAUGGACUAGGCUAUAUGCCAUGAAUAAUAUUUAAAUCGAUUGAUCAUCAAGUGUGCAUCACUUCUCCUGUUCUGCCAAGACUUCUUCCUUUUUUGUUUGCAUUUAAUGGACACAGUCUUAGAAACAUUACAGAAUAAAAGCCCAGACAUCUUCAGUCCUUUGGUGAUUAAAUGCACAUUAGCAAAUCUAUGUCUUGUCCUGAUUCACUGUUGUAAAGCAUGAGCAGAGGCUAGAAGUACCAUCCGGAUUGUUGUGAAACGUUUAAAAGCAGUGGCCCUCUCUGCUUUUAUUCUUUCCCCCAUCAUGGUUUAAGUAUAAAGCACUGUGAAUGAAGGUAGUCGUCAGGGUUAGCUGCAGGGGUGUGGGUGUUUUUCUUUUUUGGGGGGGAGUAGUUUUAAUUUUAUGGGCUCCUUUCCCCCUUCUUAUGGUGACCUAAUUGCAUUGGUUAAAAGCAGCUAACCACUUCUUUAGAAUAUGCUCUCUAGCCAAGUCUAACUUUAUUUAGACGCUGUAGAUGGACAAGCUUGAUUGUUUGAACCAAAAUGGGAACAUUAAACAAACAUCACAGCCCUCACUAAUAACAUUGUGAUUUUGCUGUCAAGUAUAGAGUCCUCCCUUCAGGAAAAAGCUUGUGACCAUUUUGUAUGGCUUGUCUGGAAACUUCUGUAAAUCUUAUGUUUUAGUAAAAUAUUUUUUGUUAUUCUACUUUGCCUUUGUACAGUUUAUUUUACUGUGUUUAUUUCAUUUUCCCAAUGUGACAAUCGUAUUUAAAAAUUAAAACUGAUGGAACAUUCUGUUUUAGUCUUCACCACCUAACAAAUUGAAUGGCAAGAGAGAGAUUUUGCCAGUGUCUUUACACUGAUGCAAAUUGGUGUUAAGAUAUCACUAAAUGGAGUAUUUAUAAGCUGGCCCGAGCAUGCCUGAAGCAUCGGUAUCUGACAUUUUUUUACCUCCUAGAAAUUUGAAAUAAAUGUGUUUGUGUCGUCUGAUUAGUUCGAUCAUUAGUGUCUUGCCACAGUGUUUGAAAAUUACUGUAUAGGAGAGUCGCAGCACAGCCACCGUUGUGACUGGCUUUGUGUGGGACUUUGACACGUGCCACAUUUGUGUCUGGCAUUUGGGUUAUGACCUUUCUCUUAGUUCUUAUCUCAGAAUUUCCUGUGUGACCACUGGUAUAUGUUACUAGGAAACACCAAUCUGAUAAUCAUGCGGGGUUUGCUGAGGCAUUUACGAGUCUUCCUUGUAGACGUGCUAAGCAAAUCUCAGGCAGCCAGCUUGCAUAAGUGUCAUCAGAAAGGUUUCUUUCUUAGCAUCAAAUCCUCAGUUAAUGAUUCUUACUGUCAUCCUCUGACAUUUGCUCCAGGAGCUCCUUUUAUUCUUUAAUUUGAUAUUCAGAAAUUUUUUUCUGUAUUGACAGAGUUCUCACAAAACUGUUCUUUCCCACCCCUCCAUAUCUAGUUCCUGAUUCUGGUUCUUUUUAAGACCUAAAUGUAGUCAGUUAUAAGGAUGUAAAUGUUAACCUGUGAGUUGGAACCUUUGUCUCUUGGAGUUUAAGGUAAUGGAUGUUGUAGCCCAUCUUAAUUUUCCCGACUCUUAUUCUCGUAACUUCUGGUUCCCGACUCUUAUUCUCGUAACUUCUGGAGUUUCUUCAGAAUGUGGUGUAUUUUAUUGUGCUCCUCUGUAAGAUGAAGAAUUAUCUAUUAAAAUUACAUUUUCAACAUACAAAAAGUUUUUGAUGACUGGUAACUGGUAUCCUUCCAAAUGAAUGCAUUUCUUGGAAACAAAUGUUAGUUUAAUUUAGAAUGAACUUGUUCAUAACCCUAAUACUGUAAAUCUUAACAGCCACUGUCAUUUAUAACAAUUUUUAAGGUGUUUAAAGGUUGUCUUGCAGCUAAGGAAACUGAAUCUCUUUCUGGGGCCAAAAUGAGUGAAAACUCAAGCCGUUAAUAGGGACAGGCUUUAUUUAUUGAAGGUAGCACCACUCAUGGUGCUACCUAGUAUUACAUAGUAAUUUGUAAGUUUUAAAAUUCCAGAUUUAAAUCUAUUGCUCUACAAAAAUGUGUCUAAAAUAGGACUCUGAUAAUAUACAGAGUUUUUGAGUUACAGCAGUUCUGAAAUGGAAUGAUUCACUGUUUUCAUUUCAAAUACACGAAUGCCUAACUUAAUGGCAUCAUGGUUUUUUCCUUUGUAAUUUUGAUGAGUCCCAUCUUGUUUGGGUAAGACUUGCUUUCUCAACCAGUGGGCUGCAUCAAGAGCCAGUGUGUCGCUGCGCUUUUUUAGUAUUUAAGGAGCUCUGGGAGAGGCCAAGAUAGAGUUCGAAAACUGGCAGCUACAUCUGGCCCUGUGGCCUGUUUUCCUUGGCCCACACGGGGUGGUUGGUUAAAACAUUCUGAAUUCAAUUGCCAACAGUUAAAAAAAAUUGAGUCACAUGUAGAAUUCUGAUAAUCAGAAUGAUCUGAAGUUCUGGCCACAGCAGACAGGACCUGCCUUGUACAGGGCACCUGCUGGGAGGAGCUGAGUAGCAGUCAUCCUAAGAAGAGCUUGUCAUUCUUAGUCCAGUGACUCUCCAGCUAAAGCCUCCUCCCAGCCCACCUCCUUUCUGUAGACCCAUUCCCUGUAGCCUUUGACUUUGUGACUCCUAAGCUUAUGGACAGAGUUAUUCAACAAGUGAGUGCUUAAUACGUGCCCAACCCUGUAUACUCCUCGUUGGGGAUGCUGAGGUGAGUGAGGAUGGCAGGGGGCUUUCCCUUCUAAUCUAACAUGGGAGGGGCGUGGACCAAGUGCAGGUGCAGCUCUGGCGGAGAAGGGAGGCUAGUCCUUGCGGGGGGCUGCUCUUCUGGACUCAACACCUCCAGGCAAGGGAAUAGCAUAAACAGAGUCUGCAUAUAUUGAUAGAGUGCUUCUUGAAAAUCAGCUCUGCCUCUUCAGGAGCUUUCUGAAAUCCUGAGGUGUUGAUCAAAGCUUUGUGUUUUUCAUGUGAUUUUAAAAUUUUUGUGGCUUCCUUUGCUGUGAUUAGUUUGCCUCCACACUAGUUGGUCUUCUCAGAGGCUGCCUAGUGAGGCUUAGAGUUGAAAUACGUAGAACUUAAUUAAACGCUGCUCUAGACCAAGAACACACUUUACUACAAAAUGUCAGAAAUAUUAAAAAUAAAUGUUGAUUACAUAAAAGCCAUAGGUGCUAUGGUUUAGCACUAUUAAAGGAGAGGGUAACCUGGUGUCCUAUAAAAUACGAUCAAUACAAUUUUACUAGUUAAAUGGGACUAAAUGGUGUUGUAGGGCUGAUGGGAAUUGGCUUUAUUUUUCUAUUCAGUGGUUCAGGAGUCUUUUGGCUACUUCAAUUUUUCGUUGCAGUAGCUAAGGUUUAAAAAUACAGCCUUAUCUACAGAAGCUGGGCAAAAAGAUGAAACGCCAUGAUUAUAGGGCAGCUAAUUCAACAGUCUAUUUAAGAAAAAUGUAAUAUUUCAUUGGAAUAAUGUAUUUUGGGGCUGGGGCCCACAUUUCAUUUAACUCUUUAGCAUGCUGCUUAGUUUAAGGAAUUAUAUCAGGGGUUUAUUUUUAAAUGACGUAAUGCUCACAAAAGCAAAAUAUGUUGAAUGUAAUGAAAGAAAUAUUAAGAAUAAAAAUCUGUACUCCACCACCCAGACUUGGUGAUACUUUGUUUCCUUAACUAUUCCCCCACACCCACAUUAAUUUCCUUUUUUUUUUGUCAUGGAGGUUGGAAAUUGGGAGGAUUUGUUCCAAGAGUUGGCUUUGCUGCAGCUUUGUAUUACAAAUUUGGCUGCAAGUUCCUAUUAGCUGUGAAAGUGGGAGUUAGGCCAAAUUUUUCCUGUUCAGUAUAGAACUCAAUGUGAAGAGUUUGGGGCUUCCCUCCUCCCCCCAGUUUCAUCUUUCCCCCCUUCAGCUUUUCUCCUGCGCCAGUUGGUAAAGUGUUUCAAGGGUAUGAAUGUAGACUUGCUAAUCAAGCUGAGCCUCUGGAUUUGAUGUAGUAGUUUCUGAUUGGUUGAAGCAUAUGGUAGCUGUCUGAACAUUUAAAUCGUCCUUAUUGCCUCUUGCAGCAGAGCAACAAUUGAAAUCCCAUGACUGUGUAAAAGUACAUUUUAUGUUUUUGGCUCAUUAAGAAGCUUAAGCAUUUCUCCUCUGCUAAUCAUUUUUAUCUAUGGGAAAAAUUUUUUAAAUUAUGACUAGUGGAUGACCUCAGGUUCCUACCAUUGUGGAAUAACUGGCGCAUUUCCGUACUCCUGAUCCCUUCUCACCCACCAUGUGACUCUUGGAAGUAGUUGAUGAUCUAGAUUAAUAAAGCCCAAUAAUUUUCUUUUUGGUCAUGCCCAUAGUGCGUGGAAGUUCCCAGGCUAGGGAUUGAACCUGUGCCACAGUAGUGACCUGAACUGCCGCAUUGAGUGCUGCAUCCUUUAACCCGCUGCACCAUUUAAGAGAAUUCCAAUAAAUCCCCAGUAGCUCUUGAGUUUCAUUAUAACCAAGAGAGUUUACAAAGUAUUCUGGCUUAUGUUUAGGAGUAGACUACUCAAGACUUAAACCUGUCAAAGAAGCUUAGACAAGAUAGGUUGGUUGCACUGGAUUUGAACUUGGUGCUGAUUUGCUUACAUUUUUUUUCAGGAAGCAUUGGGACUGUGAGUAACCAAAGGCGUAGGACCAAAUCUUGCAGUCUGUGUUUUUUCUCAUUCUGAAACAGUAAAUAUUUUGGGUUUUGUAGGCCAGUCUGUGUCAAUUACUCAACUCUGCAAACAGAGCGAGGACGCAUCCCAUAGACAACUUUCAACAAACGGUCAUGCUGUUCGCUGCUCUGAUAAAACUUUUUCACAUGUCACAGUAUUUCUUUUUUUUUCAACCACUAAUGUAAAAAACAUUGUAAGCUUGUGGGCUAUACAAAAACCAUUUGGCCAGUAGGCUGAGUUACCCCCUCCCUCCUCACUGCUCAUGUUAGAACCAAGAUGUGCCUGUCUCUCCUCUGAGCUCUUUGAAAAAGUGACCUGUUACUGUUAUUCCAGUAAUAAAAAAGCUCUGUGGUACAGGUUUUCCUUUUUCUGCUUUGGUAAUACAUGUUUUGAUAAAUUAUGUACAAAUUGACCAUUUAUCAAACCUCUUGUUUUUCAUAAUUGAACAUUUUCACAUUGAAAAUUUCUCAGGACGUUCAUUUUAAAAUGAUACAGGAUUUUUAGAGAAAAUCCAAAAUCUGCAGUCUCCUUUAAAAAGUAUGACCUUUAACCGGUGAUGCUGUGUAGUAUUUUUCAGUUAGCAUUAUUGAGGGGACCUCCAUCUGUGGCAGCACAUUCCUCUGGUAUCUUAGCUAUUGAAUAGAUGACCAUAAUUUAAUCCCCCAAUUUGUGUGUUUAAAUUGAUGCCAGUAUUACAAAUAUUGCAAUACACAUCUUUGACCAUACUUUGAUUGUGCAACUUGAAAUGUUUUUGUUGACUAGAUUGCCAGAAGUGGAAUUGGUGGGUUAUGUGCUUUUAAAAUUUUGGUAGGUACUAUGAGGUUGCUCUCAAAAAUGCCAUACCAGUUUACUCUGCAUCAUUACUCGAAAGUCCUUUUUGUGUCUGUAUAAUAGUCCAUUAUAUGGAUGUGUAUUACUAAACAUUACCCCUUUGGGUCUGGGCAUUUUAUUUCCAUGUCUCAACUGGAGAUAAGACUCUUGGUGUAGUAACUAGAUCAAGAGGCAUAUUUCUUGAUAUACAUCAUUAAUGGCCAAAUCAAGUAUUUUACUGACUAAGGAAUGAGUUUGAGUAAAAAUUGAGAAAAGCAAGAUUUACAGCACUUUCAUUGACUGGGACUGGUGUUUAAUUAGAACCAGGAAAUGUGAUUUCCAGAUAAUGGGAAGAAUAGAACUUUUGGGAUCAUAAUUAAUUGCUCCACAUCGAAGUGGAGGAAUUUAAGCCGUUGUAUAAUGCAAUGCCAUGAUAGCCCUUAAGGGUUUUCUUACCUUACUGCUAGAAUUUAGCCAAUGGCACUAGUCAGGAAGGUAUUAUGAUACCACUUACAUGUGGACUCUAAAAUAAAACAAAUGAGCUUUCAUGAAACAGUCACAGGUAUAAUAGAGAACAGACUUGUGGUUGCCAAGUUGGUGGCAGUGGGAGGGAGGGACUGGGGGUUUGGGGUAAGCAGGUGCACACUAUUAUCUACAGAAUGGAUAAACGAGGUCCUACUGUAUAGCACAGGGGACUCUCUUAAAUAUUUUAAGCCAUAAUAUAAGUAUGUAUAGCUGAAUCACUUUGCUGUGCAGCAGAAAUACAUUGUAAAUAAACUGUAUUUCAAUUAAAAAAAAAAACUCCUAACCCAUUUCCAUUUUUUAUUUGAUGUUUCCAAAUGUAAAAAAGAGUCAAGAUUCUUACACCAAUUAUCUCAAACGAGACCAUGCAAAGCAAUUUGAAGUGUAUACAACAAUCACUCCCCCUUCAGUUUUGCUGCUUUAUACAACUGUGUGAUUGACAGAAAAUUGAAUGGGAUGUGCCUGGUUGGAAAAUUUCACCUGUUUACAAAACAGAAAAAAACACCUGACAAUAAACAUGCAAAAUAGUUGCUACUUUGUGUCUGUGAGUCAAUUUACAAACUUUAAAUUUAGGAGGCACAGGGGACUUGAAAUUUUAGCUGCCCGAUUUUAUCCAACUACCCCACAGAAAGCACAAAUGACAGUCCCAACACUGUAAACUUUGGAGGGUUGUGACAGUAGACACUAUUUGUUAUCUAUAGUAGAUUGACUUGUUGAGCUUGCAAAUGUAGGCCUUUUUCUCUUAACAGAAUUAAGUCUCCUUGGGGCCUUUCCUCUAAUUUUGCUAGGCUGGGUUCCAAAAAUAUAGUGAAGAACAUGUGAAAGUUAAAGUGUGACAACUGAAGUAUUCUGAUGCAUUAUACAAAUUUUUGCUAGUUGCCUAAAGACAGGUGGUUUGCUAAAUGGCACUGAAGAAAAUCCUGACCCAGUGGUACUACUUAGUCCAAAUGCUUCUGACCGAAGAAAAUUAUACAACAAUAUUUAUAGGCUCACUUUUAAGAAAUGGCUGACAUUAAUACUGUACAUAUUUUACAUGUCAAAUACAUAGUCCAAGAAUUUAUAAAAUAAGUCCAUGCAUUAUUACCUCUAAGAAUAUCAUGUACAAGAUACCCAGCCCCCCUAGUACUUCUGACAACAUUUCAGGUGGACACAGUCUUAUAUACAAAAACAAUCCAGUUUCUCUGCUGUGUUAAAUAUAAUUUAAAGAAACUUCAGAGAUUACUGAGGAAAAAAAAAAAAACUUAGUCCAUUUAAGAUUGAUACAAAGUGUCUCCAUCUGUGGGAUUUAAAAUGUUUCCAUUUUUAAAAAUACACCCAGAAAACGUAACCUCUGUAUCAAGAAAAAUACAAAAAUUCUGGAGGAUCAUGUUUGCUCACACUACAUAAUUUAGAAUGAAAUGUCACUGGUUAAAAGUUUUCCUACUUUACUCAUUCCUCUGACAGCAUUAAUUUGUGAACUAAUGAUUGUAUUUAGUUCAGCUGCAUUUAUGGCACAAGAUCUCAUUUUCAAAACAGUGGCACCAAUUUUAAGUGUAACAGCACUCUUAUUUUUAGCAGCAAUUAUAUUUUUAAAGGUUAACAAUUUAUAGAACAAGUAUAUAACUAUACUUAUUUUCUACUUCACAGCCACCAGUUAUGAUAUUUACAAAAAGCUAACGUCUACAUCUAGAAUCAUCUUUCACUUGCCCCCAUCUCCUUUCUGACUUGGUCAGGGGAGUGCAGGUGUUUCAGACAAGGUGUUUGUGUUUUAGAUGGGAUUCUUGGAUUUAAGUGAAUAUAGAGACAAGUGUAAGACAAAGUAAUUUUUUGUUCAGGUAUGUUCCAGUGCCCAAAUCAAUAGUCAUAAGAUGACUAGUACCUACUGACCACCUAUAAAAGAUGAGAUGUUCUGAGGUGCCCAAACAAUCUAGGUCUGUAACAGCUGAACAAGAAGGCCAUUUCACUCAAGUGGGAUGCAGGCAGCACUGACUGGCAUUUAAGGUGGUUACUGGUCUCCAGCAAGUUUAACUGAAGAGAUGUAACGAAAUUCAAAAACGGAAAAAAUAUUUUACAUUGAGGGAACUACGGUUCUCAUGUAUUCUGUGUAAGGAGAGAAUACAGAUGAAGAAAACUGGCCAGUGAAAAUGCCAACUCAAAUUUCACGCAUACAGACUUUCGUAAGAUGUAUCCAUCGCGUGCAUCUUGCUUAUGGUACUUGCCUAACAAUCACCAACUCCAUAAACUCUGUGUUAAAGACUGCUGAGAUAUAGGGGAACUGGCCCUAUUAGGUAGCUAGUCAUAUAAUACCACGUGUGAAAACUGACACAAAUGAGCUGACAAAUUCCCGAAAAUAGCAAAAAUCCUUUGUCAAAAUAGUUACUGGGCCACAUAGAAAUAGUUCAAUCUGGAAUCUGUGAAUUAAAAUUGUGAUCUAUGAAACAAAUUUUGGGGUUGAUGGACUUCUUUAAUAGCAAGAAUUACUGUUGUAAAUUCCCAUCAACAGAAGAUUUGCUGAAUGUUACUGCUGUGAAUGAGAAAAUAAUUGAGAAAGUUGACCUGACAAAGAACCACAGACUGACAUCGAAUGGAAAAAAAAAAAAAAAAAAAAAAAAAAA
Molecule: messenger RNA, 9322 nt
Organism: Sus scrofa (pig)
Lineage: Eukaryota; Metazoa; Chordata; Mammalia; Artiodactyla; Suidae
Gene: UBE2N
Product: ubiquitin conjugating enzyme E2 N
Source: RefSeq, a predicted model, not a curated record